AGCCGCUUUCAGCGUGGUACAUCCCGCUCGGAUUUCUUCGCGGCGGAACCUUGACCGGCAUGAUGCCCUUUGCUGGAUUCGAGCCAGGCAUGAAAGAGUCAGUUCCCCUCAGGCAGUGGCUGGAGGCGAACCUCCUCCUGCCGGAGGCUUCCACAGACUCCACAGGAACAUGCACCCCCGACGAGACCAGCGAGAGGAAGCAUCUCGAUGAGGAGCAAAGGGCCGUCUUCCGCAAGCAGUUUAAGAAGACCCAGCUCUGUCGCUUCUACAAGGGCUCCGGCUGCCACCUGGGGGAGCGGUGCCAAUUUGCCCAUGGCCGCGAGGAGCUCCAGAAGGCGCCGGACCUGCGCCACACCUCCAUCUGCCCUCGG
Molecule: messenger RNA, 371 nt
Organism: Effrenium voratum
Lineage: Eukaryota; Dinophyceae; Suessiales; Symbiodiniaceae
Source: the annotation of a GenBank genome assembly